AUAACAGAACUUGCUAUUCCUUUGAGUUAACUUUGAACUUACUUGCUAACACCAGCCAACAACAAUGUCUUCAACUAAAGGUGGAUCUCAUGGACAUCAUGAACAACAUGAACAACAUCAGCAUCAAAAACAUCAUGAUCAGAAGUGCCAGGACCCAUGCAAACCAGUGCAGCAAUGUCAGGACCAAAAACCAAAGUGUCCUAAGCCUGAAUGCAAGCCAGUGCAGCAAUGUCAGGACCAAAAACCAAAGUGUCCUAAGCCUGAUCCUUGCCUCCCCUGCCCUCCUGAGCCAUGCCAGACCCAACAAAAAGGAUGUAAAAAAUAAAACCAUUGUAAAAGACUCAAAUGAAGCAAUACCAAGCAAACAAAUGAUUCAAAAUGUUAUGUUGUCUGUGUCUUGAUGUUCUGUGUAAAUCUGCAUAUUCAAUAAACUUGGUAAAAACAACAACAAAAAAAAAA
Molecule: messenger RNA, 459 nt
Organism: Rana temporaria (common frog)
Lineage: Eukaryota; Metazoa; Chordata; Amphibia; Anura; Ranidae
Exons: 4
Coding region: 90-401 (103 amino acids)
Source: RefSeq, a predicted model, not a curated record